Sesamum indicum (sesame) is the source of this 2757-nucleotide messenger RNA. RefSeq names its product Nucleic acid-binding, OB-fold-like protein. NCBI's taxonomy places the organism in Eukaryota, Viridiplantae, Streptophyta, Magnoliopsida, Lamiales, Pedaliaceae. The record is from RefSeq and is a predicted model, not a curated record. Gene Ontology annotation, molecular function: nucleic acid binding.
UCUUGUUCUUCAUGCUGCUGCUGCUGCUCUUCACCAAUCUUCAACCUCAAUAGAGACCGAAAAUUUCAGAGAAAAAACGCGAAAACGCACAAAUUAUCUCAAUGCGUAACGCUCUUAUCUGAUGAAUUUUCUCUUAGUUUCUCAAGAAUGGAUGGUCUCUCACUCAGCACCACUCUCACUGCCAACAGUCACUCUGCAAUUCAAUUCUUGCAGCCCUUUUCCCAUGCCAAGAAAUCAAGAAUUCUGACUUUUCCUUAUAGAAAACCCAGAAAUCUUUUGGUUUUUGCAUCAAAAGAUGACUCGAAACUCGAUGAGUGGGACAAGAUGGAGCUUAAGUUCGGUAGAAUGCUCGGCGAAGACCCCAAAAUCACCUUAGCCAAGAUAAUGGGCAGGAAAUCGAAUCCCGAUUUGUCUUAUUUGGAAAUAGAGAAGUUAUUGGAUAAGAAGAAGGGAAAAGCACUGGAUGAAGAAAUAAAAGAGGUCCCAUUUGAUUUUUCAGACGAAAAGAAGUCAACAAAAUCUGUGCAAGGAUUAGAUUUGGUUCGGCCUGUUCCUAAGAAAGGAACCAACUUUGGUAUGACUAAUAAACCAGUGGAAUCAGAUGCUAAAAAUUCUAAGCAAACAAUUCCAAAGGCUACAAAAGAGAAUAAAAGCAGUGUUCCCAAUGUUAUCUUGAGAAAACCGAGUUCAUAUUAUGAGAAUGAUGAUGGAGAUGGAAAAUCUUCAAGGUUUAGUAUGAAGCCAAACUUAUCACUGCAAAUGGGGAAAAAUCCGCAGGAGAGGUUUAGUGAUAUUACAUUGUUAAAGAAGCCUGAACCAAUGACAGUUAGCCCUAAAUCAGGGGAAGAGAACGCUCACUCUGAUUCUAAAGAUGGCAAUAUUGGAGAUAAGAGUCUGGAAUAUGGGACUGUGUCUGCCGGAAGAAGUGAUGCUGCUGCACUUCGCCAAAAGCCGGAGCUGAUGCAGCUCAAUUUCAAUAAGAAGGCAGAACAAGAAUCAUCCGAAGAGUAUAUUGACCCUAGCUCCGGUAACAUUGCCAAUGACAGUAACUUAACUAUUUCCAACUCAGAUAAUCAAGUAGCUACCUCCACUGACGGCAAUGACAACCAAUUCCUGGAAACUAGUGUAACAGGUUCUGGAAUAGAAAAGGGAUCUGCAACAGAAUUGCAGGCUGAUAUGUGGUCUGGUCGGAAGACGUUUGCUUCUGAUGGGCCUCCAGGAAGUACCUCAGCGAUGUCUAUGGAUAGUGUGCUCAUUGAAAAGCCAAAAAGAUUAGAUCGCUCUGUGAAAGCAACAGACCAGAAAGUUAGAGAGGAAGUGAUUCCUACAAGUCCUAAAAGCUUGGGAAUUUCCUUAGAGCUUGAGAAAUUCCAGGAAAAUUCACCCAUUAAGGAGCGAGAGGAUGAUGACUGGGCUAGGGCGGAGAAGCUGGUUCGAACAGGAGAAAGGGAAGAAGUGGAAUUGAUUAGCUCGAGUACCAGGGGAUUUGUUGUAUCCUUUGGUUCGUUGAUAGGAUUUUUACCUUAUCGCAAUCUUGCUGCCAGGUGGAAGUUCUUAGCCUUUGAGUCAUGGUUGAGAAGAAAAGGUAUAAACCCAUCCAUCUACAGACAGAACUUGGGGAUAAUUGGUAACUAUGAAGCUGCUAGCAUGAUGGAUUCCUCUGAGUCGGUGGUAGAUUCAGAAAUUGUUGGUAAUACGGACGGGACAGUAGCAUCAGAUAUGAAACUUGAGGAUCUUCUCAUGAUCUAUGACCAAGAGAAACUCAAAUUCUUGUCAUCCUUUGUCGGUCAGAAAAUCAAAGUGGGUGUCGUAUUGGCUGACAGAAAUACUCGGAAGCUAAUAUUUUCCAUUAAACCAAAAGAAAAGGAAGAAUUGGUCGAAAAGAAGAGAAGUCUCAUGGCACGACUCAGUGUUGGAGAUCUAGUUAAGUGUUGCAUUAAGAAGAUUACAUACUUCGGUGUCUUUGUUGAGGUUGAAGGCGUACCUGCGCUCAUUCAUCAGACAGAAGUCUCCUGGGAUGCCACUUUGGAUCCCGCGUCUUACUUUAAAGUUGGCCAGAUUGUUGAGGCCAAAGUUCACCAAUUGGAUUUUUCGCUCGAACGUAUAUUCUUAUCUUUGAAGGAAAUAACGCCGGAUCCGCUGAUAGAGGCCUUGGAGGCUGUGGUUGGUGAUCAAGAAGCCUUGGAUGGUAGACUUGAAGCAGCCCAGGCGGACACUGAGUGGGCUGAUGUCGAAUCACUCAUCAAAGAACUACAGCAGUUUGACGGAAUCCAAUCUGUGUCGAAAGGACGCUAUUUCUUGAGCCCUGGUUUGGCGCCAACGUUUCAGGUUUACAUGGCCUCCAUGUUCGAGAACCAAUACAAGUUGCUCGCUCGAGCCGGAAAUAGAGUACAAGAGGUGAUUGUGCAAACUUCCCUGGGGAAAGAAGAGCUGAAAUCUGCUAUACUGACAUGCACCAAUAGGGUCGAGUAAACGAUAUCCAGUCCCUCCGUUUCAGCUUCUGCUGCUUGGAUGGUUUCUCCUCGACAUAAUUUGAGACAAUCUAUGUCUUUGGUAGAACUUAAGGUAAGGAAUCAUACAUUCUUUGUCUGCUGAGAAUUUACUUUGAUCCCUCAAAUCAGCAAUGUAACUUGUCUGCUGAGAACCUAAAGAAGUAAUCUUACAUCAAUGCUUCAUUUUUUAUUUCUCGCCUGCUGUAUAAAUUUUGUGCUGUCAUAUGAUGUUCAUUCUGAUUAAGGCUUAUGCUGUCGUUACUGA